AUGAAGGGGCUGUUCAAGCACAAGCCUCGCACUCCUGCCGAUAUUGUCCGCCAGACUCGCGAUAUCCUCGCCUAUGUCGACCGCUCUUCCUCCUACUCCACCGAUUUGCGCGGCGACGUACGGCGCGAAGAGAAGAUGGUGGAGUUAGCUAAAAAUAUGAGGGAGUUGAAGACAAUUCUUUAUGGCAACAGCGAGGCAGAACCAGUGGCAGAAGCUUGUGCACAGUUGACUCAAGAGUUCUUCAAAGAGAACACACUCCGCCUUUUCAUUAUCUGCCUUCCGAAGUUGAAUUUGGAGACCCGAAAAGAUGCCACUCAAGUUGUUGCUAAUUUACAGAGACAGCAAGUUCAGUCUCGUCUAAUUGCUUCUGAUUAUCUGGAAAACAACACAGAUCUCCUGGAUAUUCUAAUAGUUGGUUAUGAUAAUGCAGAAAUGGCUUUACACUAUGGUGCAAUGUUGAGGGAGUGUAUACGUCACCAGUGUGUUGCAAGAUAUGUCUUGGAGUCUCCAGAAAUGAAGAGAUUCUUUGAGUAUAUACAGCUCCCUAAUUUUGAUAUUGCUGCUGAUGCUGCUGCAACUUUCAAGGAGCUCCUAACAAGACAUAAAUCUACUGUAGCUGAAUUCUUAUCAACCAACUAUGACUGGUUUUUUGCAGAAUACAACUCGAAGUUGCUGGAAUCUGAGAAUUACAUGACCAGGCGACAGGCUGUCAAGCUAUUAGGAGACAUGUUACUGGACCGGUCAAACUCACGUGUGAUGACAACCUACGUGAGCUCAAGGGACAACUUGAGGAUACUCAUGAACCUUCUUAGAGAAUCAAGUAAAAGCAUCCAGAUAGAAGCAUUUCAUGUUUUCAAGCUCUUUGCAGCUAACCAGAACAAACCUGCAGACAUUGUGAGCAUACUUGUGGCGAACAGAAGCAAGCUUCUUCGUUUGUUUGCCGAUUUUAAGCCAGACAAAGAGGAUGAACAAUUCGAGGCAGAUAAAGCGCAGGUGGUGAGAGAGAUAGCGGCACUCGAGCCUAAAGACCUUGCAUGA
Linum trigynum is the source of this 1038-nucleotide messenger RNA. The record is from the annotation of a GenBank genome assembly. NCBI's taxonomy places the organism in Eukaryota, Viridiplantae, Streptophyta, Magnoliopsida, Malpighiales, Linaceae.